AUGACUUAUUCAUUCAAAAAUGUGAUCCCAAGCACCUUAUCGCCCGUGAUCCUGGUGCAAAUCAUGGAUUUGCAAAAGUUGCCAAUGGAAGUAUUCGCACAAAUACUUAGUUACUUGCCUCUGGACACCUUGAGGAACCUUUAUGACAUCCUAGAAUUCUCAAACGAAUGGAAAGCUCUAGUAGUAGCCGAACUAUAUGGACACAUAAGCACAGAUCCUGAGCGGCAAGACGAAAAAAGGUUUAGAGUUGUGUCGCCUACAGAGUUUCAUCGACUCGCUUCUGGAAGGAUCAAUGUUCAAGUACAACACUUAGAGAUAAUUGAAGAAGACAGUCAUUUUGAGGAGUUUUUGAAAUUUUAUCGUAGCUUCUUGGAAAGAAUUCCCAAGAUCACUUUUAGUGGAGAUGAAUUUGGAUAUAAUACCUACGAUUCUUUGAUCAGAACUCAUAACCUAGUUGAAAUCGAUAUCGACAUCAUUAUGGAAUGGAGAUUUACUUUGAAUUCGGGUCAAGAAGUCAUUCAUUUCAAUGAACUUCCCUUUAACUUAGAGAUUUUGACGGUUUACCUGGUAGACUCGGAUAUAACAUUGAAGGAAUUGCCUGAAACGAUUAAGAGCAUCAGCGUGAUUUGGAAAAACGGAUACUCUCUUUCUGAUAUCAUAACAGAUGGCAAUUCCGAGGACUCCGAUGACUCCGAUAAUGAACAUGAGGGAUUUCGUGGCACUGUUCUGGAUUGGGAGCUUCCUGACAAUCUACUGCGUCUAUCACUAUCUUUAUUUUCAAAAGAAGGUUUGAAACUUCCCAGGCGCCUCACUCAUUUGUCUUUAAGAGCAUGUGGCAUCGAAGCAAUGGAUAUUAUUGAACUUAAGUUACCCAAGAGUUUGAAAGAAUUGGAGUUAGAUAAUAAUCCAAUUAAAGAUUUGUCUGGAGUCACCUUCCCUCCCCUUCUCGAAAUCCUUCUGCUAGAAAACUGUGGGAUUGAAUCGUUGACAUUUACGAAGUUUCCUGAACUGCUCAAAUCUCUUAAUAUUAGUCACAAUUCGUUCCAAGGAUUGAAAAAUGUCACAUUUCCCAAGUUGAAGGUUCUCAAUAUAUGGAGUCCUGAGCCCUUUUCUUUGUCAAAUGUAAGUUUUCCAGAGACAAUUGAAAGGCUUAAAGUGAGAUUACCCAAUUUUGAAUGGAAGGAUGCAUACCUGCUUGCAAACUUGAAAGCAUUGGAUGUCAGUCUUGAUGAGGGGAGUCUUGUUUUCCCUUCAGAUUUAGAGGAGUUGACUUUAAGGUUUGAUAAGAAGGUAUGUUCUUUAAAGUUACCGCAAUCUAUUCAGAGGGUAUCUGUCUACAAAGGCGAAGUUAGAAUCUUCGAGCAAGACCUUUAUAGUCUCCAGGAAUUGUGCCUUGAGAAUUUAAACCAAAAUGCAGAAAGCGACGAAGAGGGUAAGGUCAGAGUACCAUGA
Sungouiella intermedia is the source of this 1452-nucleotide messenger RNA. Lineage: Eukaryota; Fungi; Ascomycota; Pichiomycetes; Serinales; Metschnikowiaceae. The record is from the annotation of a GenBank genome assembly.